AUGGAAUCUGUUUCUUGCAUUGGCAAAAAUGAAACAAAUAACACUUUUGUCGACUGGUCAGCAUUCACUUCCGUCGAUCAUCGUCGAUAUUCAUUCACAUUUUUAAAUUUGACACGUCUAACAUAUUUAACAUUCACUAAUUUUUCAUCGACAUUCCCUCGAAAUGACUUAACGCUUUCGUUCACAUUCAUCAAUGGUUUGGAUGAAAUAGGAGAAAAUACAUUUCAAGAGCUUAAUUACUAUUCCGAUGAACCGGUCGACAUGACAUUUACUUCACCACGAAAUUUCAAACUUGUCGAUUAUGCAUUUGGUCGAGCAGAAUAUUUCGAAAUCGUUAUCGAUAGUAUACAAUAUAGUCAUAUCAAUAAUCUUCCAUAUAAAUUUAAUUUAAAAUCAAUGGAUGGUAUCAAAUUCUAUCAGAUGAGUAUUAUAAAUUCUGGUCAAGUAUAUUUCGUUUCUAAUGGCUCGUCUGCUAUCGAACUUACCGAAAUAACAGUGGUUAACUGUUCGUUGACAAAUGCAAGCCUACUUAUCGAAUCUUUUUCUACAUCAAUCGUUGAUUUAGAUCUCUCAUCGAAUCAAUUAAUUGAAAUUCCUUCGAUGAUGAAGUUUCAGGAGAUGAGAGAAAUUGAUUUGAAGAAUAAUUUGAUUGAAGAAAUUACAUCAAAUAUAUUCAAUAAUAUGAUUAAUUUAAAUCACUUAGAUUUGUCGAAUAAUCGAAUCAGGACAAUAGCAGCCGACUCAUUUAUUGGUAUAGGUUUUUUGAUUACUUUAGCAAUAGAUAACAAUUUUCUGACAUCACUUGAAACAAUAACAAUUGAUAAUCGAACAACAUCGUUUUUACAUCCAUUAAAUAAAUCACUGGCUUUUUUCUCAGCAUCAAACAAUUUCAUACGGGAUCUGUAUCCAUUGAAACAUAUGAUUAAUUUAGAUAAUGUAACAUUAUGUUGUAAUCAAAUAAGAACAAUAGAAGCGAAUACAUUUGGUGAAGCAAGUCAGCUUCGGACGGUUGAUUUAAGUUAUAAUAAAAUCGAAAGCAUUGAUUCGAUGGCUUUUAAUGGAACUGUUAUUAACAAUUUAAAUUUGGCUGGAAAUCCAAUUUUAUCUCUUGAAACGAACUUUCAAGAAGUCCAAAAUCAAACAACAUCGUUUCUGUAUACAGUAUCAGCGACACUUUUCAGUCUAUCAAUUUCAAAUUGUACCAAUUUCAUUGAACUGAAUUGGUUUGUUAUAUCAAAACUUGAAAUUUUAUCGAAUUUAGAACUUUCUCAACUCAAUAAGACCCACAAGUUUUGGCUUUAUCGAAAGACGGAUACGAAUAAUGAAGAUUCACCUAUAAAUUGGAACUUUCCACCUCAUGUAAUUCUCAAUGGCAUCCGAUUCACUGACAAUGAUUAUUGUUUAACCAAAUCAAUUGCUCAUCUAUUGAAUCGGUCAACUUUAAUUGUUGAUAUAGAUCAUCCAUGUAAUUGCUUCAUAUUCAAAUUCAGCGAUUCGUUUGAUAAAGACCAGCGUCCGGUUUGUAUGUCGAAUGAGUCAAUCGUGGAUUCGUUAAGUAAGCGAUGCGCAGAUAUGGAUUUAUAUUGUGAAUUAUUUUCAAACGGUACUACUUCGUCAUUCAUCGAAUGGACAUCAUCAUCCCCGAUGAAUUCGAGCACAACAAUCCAAUUCACUUCAACUCGAAUAGUCACCACGAACGUCGAAACAACAGUUAAAGCCUCGUCGACUACUGUUCCAUCGAGUACAUCGACAACAAAACUGCCAUCGGUAUCACGUACUGACAUGACUGGCACACAAUUUUCAUCGGAAGGAUCGAAUAUAAAUCAACAAAGGAAAAUAAUUUUUGCUACUACAAUACCCAUUGUAGUCAUUAUUACUUUAUGUUUCAUCAUCCUGUAUAUUAUAAAAAGAAAACAAGUGAAUAGUUUGGAUGAAAAUUUUGAAAUGAGAGAAAAAAUCUUACAUACGAUUGAUGAAGAAUGA
Messenger RNA from Rotaria sp. Silwood2, 1983 nucleotides. The record is from the annotation of a GenBank genome assembly. Lineage: Eukaryota; Metazoa; Rotifera; Eurotatoria; Philodinida; Philodinidae.